AUGUACACGUUCAGGGCCGCGUCACCAUGGGAGACAGGGCUGCGGGGGGACGCGACGCACGGCGAGCGUGCUGACGUCCUCGAGCCCCGCCCCACGGCACCGCCCGCCGACCUCUGGCCCGUGGCCCUAUGUCUUCUGGCUGCGACGCCGGUCCUCCGCACGCUGCGGGGCCGCAGCCGACGGGCGGUGGGCGCCCGAGGGGCCGGGAGGCGAGCCGGGGCCCCCAGGCGGGUGUGGGCAUCGUGUCCGCAUCCAGCGUCCCCGAGGCCGCGCUCGGGCCAUGAUGACUCAGUGAAGCUGCGCCGGGACAGCGCGGCCGACAUCUUUCCGCGCUCUGAGGACCUGUGCGCGCUGCAGGACUCGGUGCCUCUGCCCUCCGUGCGCGCUCCCCUACAGGAGGGCCUGCUGGACUUAAGGCCGACCGCCUCCGCGGAGUGCACUGGGCGCCACUCCUCAGCGCCCGCUGCCCCUGAUCUGUAUCUAGAGCUUCUUCCAGCCACGACUUGUCGAGACAGGAUCUGGGGUUCACACCUUCUGUUAUCUCUUCUGCAAGGACAGUUCAACUCAUCCCCUGGUGAAGAGAAGUCAGAUUAUUCUUUGCAUCCCCUUCAGGUUGUGACAGAAGAAGAGUUUACAGAAGUCGUGUUCCUGCAAUAAGAAAUAAAGAUGUGACCUUCCAGUUGUGUAAAGCUCAUAAAUGCUGUGUAAGUGUGUCGGGUGCGCUAAGGAACGUGGAGCUAAGUGGGCUAGUUGUGAGAGAGAGAGACUUAACUAUGUUAACAAAGACACUCAGGUCCAUCAGAAUUUCCUGUGACUGUGACAGUAGAGAGUCCUUCCUCCUCAGAAGUCGAAGAGGCUGAUGAUUCCUCAGAACGUGUUCAGGAAGAGCCAGACAAAACCCGUUUGAAACAAGAAGCAGUGCAGGUGACUGGAUAAACAAACUUGGUAUUCGAGAUGAUGGAUACUUCAGGUGAUAAAAGGGAAGAAACUAUAGAUUCACACAACAACAUGGAUGAAUCCUAAAUGCAUGUUGCUAAGUCAAAGAUGCCAAAUUCAAAAGUCUACAUAUUGUAUGAUGCCGUUUAUUCAACAUGCUGGAAAAGACAAAUUAUAGGGAUGGAAGACAAAUCAGCAUUUGUCAGAGGUUGGGAGUGAAUGACUACAGAGGCCACUCACAGAGAAUAUUUUAGGUUGAUGAAACUGUACUGGACGGUAGUAGGCAUAAGAUACAUGACUACGCAUUUGUCAAAACACAUAGAAUAGUACAUCACAGGGUGAACUUUAAUGUAUGCAAUUUUUAAUCAGUAUCCUGGAUGUAAUGCAUACUGUGACAAAUUUAACUGUAUUCCCAAUAUAUGAUAAAACGGCACUGAAGGAGGUGGAGAAAAAGGAACUGACAUAAGUGACUUUGGAAAAUGAUGUUUUGAUUGGUAAAUACAAGACUAGGCGCGAAAAUAACUGUACAUAAACACAAUUUUAGUUGGUAAGUUUGUUUCUCACAGGAAUACAGUUAAGAAAUCUGAAAACACAUUUACACUAGUGUAGAACAAAUAAGUAAAUAAAUGGUAAAUAAUUUGAGUCAGGUUUCUCACUGUUAGUAAAAGAAGUUACAAAUAAGCAAGAGGCAAAAGCUAGAAUGAACCAUGUGAUACUGGAUUAGAGUCAGACAUUAGUAUGAACUCAUCUUUAAUAGGUAUAGAGAUAGACACCUAGAGAAAUGAUUAUAGAUAUGAGUGUAUACAUUGGUUAAUAUACAUGCAUAUAUUUCAUAACUUUGCGGAGAGACAAGAAACAAUGACACCAAGUAGCAACAAACACAUCUAGCAUCCAGGCCUUAGUUUCUAAACAUGGUUCUCUAAAAUAACAAAAACCAAACAUCCUUGGAGAAAUGACUAAUUCUAGGCCUGGGGCAAUGAAAACACAAGAUGAGCCUGGAGCAUUAUGUAGUGCCAGGAAAUAAGGCAGCACUCAAAAAUCAAAAGGAUAGAGGCAGAUCAAAGGGACACAAGAACCCAACUGAAGGAGCACCUGAUGGCCUAAGCUGGAACAAUUUGAGUCAUAAAAUUAAUUAAAGUUAUAGAGAAAUAUAAAAUAACUAUUCAUGAGUCCAUACUGACAUAAAUAACUGAACACAUAGAUAAAUGGGGAAGAAGGUACAAAUCUUUCUUACAAAGAAUUUCAAAUAACAUAUGUAAAUACUCUUCCCUCCAGGAGAUGGGGCUUAAACUCCCUCUUAGGAGUAUUGGCUGGAUUCCAAAAGAUAGAUUAUGGAAAAGGAACAAUAGUAACUUCACAGUGAAGAAAUCUGGCAGACCUCACCUUAACCAAGUGAUCAAGGUUAACAUCACCAGUAAUAAGUCAUUACUGACACAAGGUGAUGAGAAAGACAUUUCACCUUUAUGGUAAUCUUCCCCAAAACCCAAAAAACCCUGGUCUGUCUAAUCAUGAGAAAAACAGCAAACAAACCCAAAGUCAGGGCCAUUCUACAAAAGACUGGCCAGUACUUCUGAAAACUAUAAAGGUUAUGGGAAACAAGGAAAGGCUGGGAACCUGUCAGAGACCAUAGAAGAGAGAUUAUAACUAAAUUCAAUGUGAUAUACUUGAUUAGAUCCUAGAACAGCAAAAAGACAUAAUUGUAAAAAAAAAUCGAUAAAUCUGAAUAAAGUCUGGAGUUUAGCUAAAAGUAAUGCACCACUGUCUUUUUAGUUUUAACAUAUGUACUACAUAAAAUAGUAACAUUAGAGUAAGAUGGGUGAAAAGUACAUGAGAACUCUCUGUACUAUUUCUGCAACUGUUUGAUAAAUCUAAUAUUCUCAAAAAAAGGUUUAGUUUUUAACUGCAUAGUUGCACUGCAUUAUGAUGAAUCAACACAGAAUAGCUAUUAAGCAUAGUAGAAACUGUAGCUCCUGUAAAAUGCAGAUUUGCAGACCCCCCCUCUCCAUAUAAAUUGUAUCAGAAUUUUCUAGAAAUGGAGCCAAGAAUCUGCAUUUCAUAUAGCUAUAGGUGAAUCGUAUGCACACCAAAAUCUGAGGAUUCCAUUUCUAGAGCCCUGUGCCUUUUAUAGUCCCAAAAGACUUUUAAAGGCUUUAAAAACCAAAGUAGUAAUGGUAUUAUCCAAAGUAACCCAAUUUGAGGAAAGUCAAAAUUCAGCAUAUGCAAGAUAGGUAAGGAAAGAUAAUAUGUAUAUAACUGGUGGGCACACAGGAUAACAGGUUCAUGAUAGUUUGGCAAGUGGAUUCAAAGUAUGGUAAGUAUCCAAGUGGCAGCUGAAAGACUAAAAGUGGAAGCAACUUGCUUAUUCAAUCAACCCUUCCUGGGUUGAAGAAAAGUGAUAUUGCUAUGGAGUGCAGAGAAAUUACAACGGGCCUGUUCAAUCAAUAGGCAGCAACUGCCUUAGUAUGAAGUGAUACUACAAAAAUGAAUAGUGCUGUACUGACAACCAAAACCAACACCACCAAGCUAAUACACAAAUGCUCAAGCAAGUUGAAAGGCUCUGACUGGAGUACUAUAGAAUGAACAGAUGAACAAGGGAGUGAGAAUUAACUAUGAAAAUCAACGUGAUGAAACUCACUGGUUAAAUGAAGCCUAAUUGGUCUUGAGUAUGACAUCCUAUGUACCUCUGCCUACCCUCAGUUGCCUACCACGUUUACUGUGGUAGACUUCAUGCUGGCUCAGGGCACCAUUUUUGAGCCCCAACAGAUUCAAGUAGUCCACAACCUUGCUGCCUCCUCCACCCACACAGCAUAUGCCAGCCCUCCUCUGAUACCCAAUCACAUUCCCUCUGAAUGAACCCACUUCGGCAUUCUUCUGCCUGCAUCAGCCAGCCCUCACUCAUAUUUACCAUUUAUGAUGGUUAAUUUUACAUGUAAACUUAGGCUAUGGUGUCUGGUUCUUUGGUCUAGAAGCUGCUGUGAAGGUAUAUUUUAGAUGUGAUUAACUUGUAAAUCAGUAGACUUUGAGAAAAGCUCAAUCCCUCCAUAGUGUGCUGGACAUCAUCCAAUCAGUUGAAGGCCUUAAGAAUGAAGACUGAAGUCCUCCCACGAAUAAAGAACUAUGCCUCCAGACUGCAAUAGAGAAAUUCUGUCUGAGUUUCUAGCUUUUGGACUCAAGACUGCAACAUGAACGUUUACCUUAAUUUCCAACCUGCUGACCUACCCUGCAGAUAUCUGACUUGCCAAGCCCCACAAUCACAUAAACCAAAGCCAAUAGCCAAUUCCUUAAAAGAAAUCACCCCUCCCCACAUAUAUACAUUUGAUCCUUGGACAACAUGGGGGUUAGGGUGCAGUUAAAAACUGCAUAAUCCGGUUCUGCGUCCGCAGAUUCAACCAACCAUGAAUCGUGUAGCACUGCAGUAUUUACUGAAAAAUAUCCGUGUAUAAGUGGACCCACACAGUUCAAACCCAUAUUGUCCAAGGGUCAACCGCAAUAGGAUAUUUUACUCUAUUAUAUAAAAUACAAUAACCUAUUAUAUAUCCAAUCCAAUCCAAUAUAAUAUAAAUAUCCUAUUAGGUCUGUUUCUCUGGAGAACCCUAACUAAUAACACUAUUCUGAUCAUUUUUCUACCAGUAACACUGUAACCAUCUUCUCUUAUAAUGAAAUACACUGCAGCUAUUUUACCAUUGCUACACCCAAUGAUAUUUUUUCUUAGUAAGGUAUGAUAUUUAGAUAAGUUAUAAUCAAUAUAUAGACUGAGAGAUUCCCAUUUUGUUCUUUGCACCAAAUAGCAUAGAAUCAAUAUUCCAUAUCCGGGCUGAGUAUCAGAAUUACUUGUGGCACUUCUUAAAAGUACAGUUGAUCCUUGAACCACACGGACUUGGACUGGGUGGGUUCACUUAAUCUACAGUACUACUCAGUCUGGGGUUGACUGAAUAUGAAGAUGUUCAACCAUAGAUACGGAAGGCCGAUUGUAAAGUAAUACCUGAAUUUUCGACUGUGUGAGGGUCCACACCCCUAACCCCAAAGUUGUUCAAGGGUCAACUGUACAUAAGCCAGAGAUCAACCCUGAACUUGCUGAAUCAGAAUUUCCUCAACUGAUUUUGAUUCACAGCCAACGGCUGAAAUCCCUGGGCAUAAAAUCAUUUGACCACAGUAUCUGCAACAGGAUCUAGUCCAAGGUCACUUUUUUAAAUAGAGAACUUGAGGUUAAGGGAGAAUAAAUUACAUAUUCAAAUUCCCAAAAAGGGUAAGAAUGAACAGUAUCGGGAUGCUAUGUUUUUCAUAUUUCUAUAAAGUACCUUUUAUUUUCUUAUAUAGACAUUUCCAGAAAAAAGAUAACAAGUGGCAUUCCAAUCACUCAGUGCACACAGUUAUGCAUAUCUUAUCAUCUGAUCCACAGCUCCAGUUCACUAAUAUAGAUAGAUUAUAAUAUUUAGGAAAUAAAAAGAGACAGCUCUAUUUUAUAAGGUAGCUCAUGCCAUGUACACAUGAAACUAUCUGGUAUAUAGUUAGAAGACCUCGUAAAUAGCUAAAAUCUUGGCUAUUAAUUGUGUUGUAAUAAAACUUUGAGGACAUGUAAAUGGUAUUAUGUUAUGUUUGAUGAUUUAAUCAAAGAAGGGUGACAUCACUUUCCUAGUGAUGGAACUUCGGUAGAUGCAUUCAAAGAGCUAACAUAAAUCUUAGCUUAUUUUCUAGUAGCUAGCAAAAAACUUCCCAAAUCACUUCAUAUUGUGGAUAUGAAAACACAAAAUAAUGAAUAACCUCAGUUUUCCACUACCGCUGACUUCUAAUACUCCAUGGCUUCUAAUACAAUAUUUGUGUUUUUUAAAAAAUUAAAAACUGACAGAGUAUAUACAUACACAAUCACCUAAGAUGCAUGUUUCCACUAAUGUCUACUUUACCUAACUAACGUCCAAUAUUGGAAGGGUAGGCAAAAAUAUUCAAUAUUAUUAUUAUUUUUAAAUUAUACCACUCUAACCCUAAUUAUAAAAUACAGAAUACUAUUCUAUAUUAAUAAUCAUAUCUCUUUAUAAUAAUUUACUACAUAUAUAUUCAUACUACAAUCCACAUUAAGGUACAAAUUUUAGUGAACACUAACAUUAGUGAUCAAAGCCCAAUAUGUACGUACAAAUGUGUGCACUCCAUACAUACAUACACACAACAUGGUUUCCUAAGAUGUCACUGAACGUAUCACAAAAUGUGAAUUGAAAUGUUAUUUUGUAGAGAGUUCUAAUAUUAUAUUAUUGCCUGUUUUCGCUUGUUCAUUUGACGCAACAGCAUUCUUUUGCAAGAAGACAGUCUGAGGGAUGCUCUACAUCAUCCAGCUAUGAAACAGUUUUAUAAACCCAAGUGUCCCAUAGAGACAUUUACUCCAAUGAACUGGUAUAAUUCAAAAUGUAAUCUAACCAAACAUGCUUAAUAGUCUGGCUAGGAGAAGCAAUACCAUGGUUUAUAGAAUAGUGUCUCUGGAAAGAAAAGGAAGUGGACUCUUGGUUCUGCAUAAAAUCUUGUUAAUCCUAUUUCCAUUUCCCCCUCCUACAUUUGUAACAACUGAAUAAACUGAUUAUUAUUUUUUA
Molecule: messenger RNA, 6512 nt
Organism: Mesoplodon densirostris (Blainville's beaked whale)
Lineage: Eukaryota; Metazoa; Chordata; Mammalia; Artiodactyla; Ziphiidae
Exons: 7
Coding region: 1-657 (218 amino acids)
Source: RefSeq, a predicted model, not a curated record